AUUUUUGUGCUUUAUAAAUUAUUUUUUUGCGACUGAUCAUUAAUUCAAAAUUUAAAUCCUUGGCGAAGGGGACUGAAGCAGUGACUAUUAGCACAAAGGUUACUUAUAUACAGUUAGUAAAGUUCAAAUGCUGAAUGGAGAACUACUUUGGACUUUGGCUUGUUUUUAUGUUGUCAUUUUUAAAUGCGAGCAAUGGCUGUGAUGAUGGUUGGUUAGAGUAUGGAAACUAUUGCUAUUUUUUCCAAAAUAAAACUUUGCAAGGAAAAAACUGGAGAGAUGCCUUUUUAUCAUGUCAAGUUAUGGGUGCAUAUUUAUUGAGUAUUGAGGAUCAAGCAGAAAAUUUUUUUAUUAAAAACAUUCUUAAAGAUGAUAGCAUGCAAAAAGAUAGUUACUGGAUUGGAUUAAAUGAUGCUUGCAAUAAUAGAGAGUUUAAGUGGUCAGAUAACACAAAACCACAGUUUUUAAAUUGGUUACCGAAAAAACCUAACAAUGCUGGACGUGGGGAGAACUGUGUGGUAACAAAUGAUAUUGGUUGGAAUGACGUGGAUUGUUAUGAUGAAUAUGGGUUUAUUUGUAAAUAUGCAAAAGUUAACAAUGGUUUGUGUGCUGAUGGUUGGGUGAAUUAUAAAAACUAUUGUUACUUUUUCCAAAACCAAAAUGCAACAUUUCCAGGAAUUGAUUGGGAAAGUUCUUAUUUAUCAUGUCGUUUUAAAGGAGGAAACUUGUUAAGUAUAGAAGAUCAUGGAGAAAAUUUGUUUGUCACAAACAUUCUUCAAGAAAUGAAAAAGAAUGGCAGUGUGAAAGACCAGAAUUUCUGGAUCAGUCUCAAUUAUCUUAUGAGUCACAAAAGAUAUGUGUGGUCUGAUAAUACUAUUUGGAAUCAAAAAUUAUUAGGUGAAAGCAUAUUAAAUCAAAUAAACAAUUUUUCAAUGGGAACAGUAAAAUGUGCAAUAAUAAAUGUUAAUGGUUGGAGUUUUCAAAAUUGUCGCAAUAAUAACAGCUACAUUUGUAAAGUUAAAAGAAAGAGCAAUAAUACUUGUGCCAAGGAUUGGUUGGAAUUCGCUAGUUAUUGCUACUUUUUUCAGAGUACAGAUGAGACAUUUCAUCAGAAGUGGAGCGAUUCCUUUUUAAAAUGUAUAGAAAAAGGUGGAAACUUAUUAAGUGUAAACGACGAAACAGAAAAUUCAUUUAUUUUAAACAUUCUGAAAAACUACAGCAUGAGUAAAGAUAAUUACUGGAUUGGUCUUACUGAUCGUUGGUAUAACAAAUGGUAUACAUGGUCUGAUAAUACCUACUUACAGUAUGCAAAUCCAAAUUUCUCUUCGCUAAAAUUUUAUGAAAGUUUUGACUGUGUAAAAAUACGUGAAAGAAGAUGGGAUGCAGAGGAUUGUAGUGACCUUAAUGGAUUUAUUUGUAAAGUUAGAAGAGCAAGUGCUGAACUAUGUGCUGAAAAUUGGAUUGGGUAUGGAAGAUAUUGCUACCUUAUUCAAGGCACAAUCAUCAAAGUUACUUGGUUAGAAUCUUUUUCAAUAUGCCAGUCUAAAGGAGGAAAUUUGUUAAGUAUAGAAGAUGAAGAUGAAGAUCUAUUUAUUCAAAAUUUGAUCCAAGACACAAACGAAUGUUAUUGGAUUGGUCUUAAUAAACGUUGGAAUUACAAAAAUUUUGUAUGGUCAGAUAAUACAUUCUCGCAGUUCUUUAAUUGGGUUCCAAAUCAAACUAGUGAUAACUCUAAAAACGCAUACUGCGUACAAAUCAAUUCAACUGGUUGGGUGAAAAAGGAAUGCAAUUAUUUGGAUGGGUAUAUUUGUAAAGUUAAACAAGCCCAAUUAGAUUAUUUCUACCACAGAGAAGAAAUUAUUCUAACACGAGGUUUACUUCUUGGAAAACUUAUUGUUUUGAAAAAAGAAUACACUAUUUCAUUUAAUUUAAAACCAAUGAGUUUUUCAAAGGGUUUAAAAAAUGUUCUUCAACUCAUCUCUGGCAGUAACAGUCAAAAUUAUAAAGAAAAAAGUCUAGGUGUUUGUUUUCAUGAAGACGGUUCUGGAAGACUUGUUAUUUAUGCUGCAGUUUGGGGUAAUAGUAAUCAUUCUAUUAAAACUGACCGGCUACCUUUGGGUCAAUGGUCUAACAUAAAAAUAUACCAGUGGCUGUAUUCUAAUAAAUAUUGGUUUGCUAUUGACAUAAAUGGUGUUAAUAUCCAUCAAGUAGAAAAUUUUUUUGCUGAUGAUUUUAAAGAGCAAAAGGUCUUUACCUCAAAUCUUUGGAACGAUGCACAAAAUGGAUCAAUAUCUCACUUUUUAAUUAUUAAUGGAAAAGCUGAGUAUGUUAUUGAGAAUUAUAAUACCCUGUUAGUUAAAGGAAAAAUCAUUGCUCAAAUACCUAGGUUAAAUAAAGAGUAUCUAUUGUCUUUUGAUCUUUAUCCAAUGGCAUUUGAGAUUGGACUACACAACAUUAUUCAAUUUACUUAUGAAGCUAAUAUACUUAAAAGUGAAAACAAAAUUCUAGGCAUCUGGUUAGAUGAAAAUGGUAAAGGAAAAAUUAAAAUUGCUGCUAUAAUCAGUAGAGAACUAAGUUUUUAUUAUUAUCCUAUCAAAUUAAAUAUGUGGUCAAAUAUUGAAGUUUCUCAAAGUUUCAAUAGCUUAGUUUACAUAUACAAAAUCAGAAUAAAUGGAGAUGUUGUAUUUUCUAUGAUAAACAAUCAAGCCCGGGUUUUUUUCAAUGUCAGAAUUUAUGCUUCAAAUCCAUGGGACAAAGUUCAAAAUGGCUCAAUAAAAAACUUUUUUAUUAUCAAUGGCAUUUCAAGUAAUAAAACUGAGUCUAUAAUUGUUCUUCCUAAAGAUUACGUUAACUAUAAACAUGAGUUUGAUUUAAAUCAAGGAACAAUUCUUGGAACACUAGGUGUUUUAAAAAAGGAGUACACUAUUUCGUUUAAUUUAAAGCCUAUGAGUUACUCAGAGGGUUCGAAAAAUGUUCUUCAUUUAACUUUGUGUAACAAAUGUAAAUUACAUGAUAACUUUAAUCUUGGUCUUUGGUUUCAUAAUGGGUCUGGAAGUCUUGUUAUUUAUACUUCAUUUAAUGGUAAUAACUACUCUGUCAAAACAAAUCCGCUUAUAUUAGGCAAAUGGCAUAAUAUUAGAAUAUAUCAGUGGUUGCUGGGAAAAAUCUAUUGGUUUAUGGUUGAUUUAAAUAAUGUAAAUGUUUAUAAAGUAGAAAAUAUUUUGGCCGAAAAUUUAAAAAAUGUCAAGGUGUAUGGUUCGAAUAUAUGGGAUCCUCCACAACAUGGUUCUAUAUCUGACCUUCUGAUAAUCAAUGGAAAAGUUGAGUACAUCAUUGGUAACACAAUCACCCCAUUAGCAAAGGGAAAUUUAAUUGCCGAGAUUCCCGUUUUAGAUAAAGAAUUUAUUGUUUCCCUUGAUUUUAAUCCUAUUAAGUUUGAUUUUGGUUCACAUAAUAUUAUUCACUUCACUAUUGGUUCUGAUCAUUCUAAUUAUGGUGAUAAAACGCCAGGAAUCUGGUCAAAUUCACAAGGAAAUGGUGUACUUGAUAUUGCAUCUUCAAUUAAUGGAUAUGUAGAUGUGCAUACUUUUUCAACAAAUGCAUUUAAAGUCAAUCAAUGGUCGAAUAUUGUAAUAAGUCAAGUUUUUAACGGAUCAUUUUAUAUUUACACAAUCAGUAUAAAUGAAGAAGUUGUAUUUUCUAUUAUAAACUAUCAAGCUAAACAUUUUUUUAAAGUUAAAGUAUAUGCUUCAAAUCCAUGGGCUGAAGUUCAAAAUGGUUUAAUCAAAAACCUGUUUGUUAUCAAUGGAAAUUCCAUCAAUGUUAUGGAACCUAUUGUUAUUGUAUCUAGAGUUUCAUCAACUUCACAUCCUACUAGUAACAAAGCAUUAGUAUUAUCUGUUGCCAUAUUAGCUCCUGUUGCAGUUAUUAUUGUUGCAGUUACUUUUAUUGCUGUGUCAAGAUUUUUUAGAAGAAAAUCUCAACAGUCAAUUAAAAGCUUAGAUCCUUACACCAUUGUGAACUACGAUGAAUGCGAUAAAGCUUUACCAGAUGAAUGGGAGAUACUUCCUAAAGAUAUUAUUUUGGAUCGAAAAAUUGGGGAAGGUGCUUUUGGUACUGUUUUUAUUGCAAAACUCAGUUCUUUAAUUCUUUCAAAACUGAAUGCGAAACAGAAAUUCAGAAAAAACUUUGAUAUCAAGGAAAAUAUUUUAAAUGUUGCUGUGAAACUUGUAAAAGAUUCUGCUGAUUCAUCAGAACUUAAUGAUUUUACUGAAGAAAUGAAUCUAAUGAAAGGAAUUGGAUACCACAAGAAUAUUGUAAACUUGAUUGGCUGUUCAACAAUUAAGAAACCCUUGUGUUUAAUAGUUGAGUAUAUGGAGCAUGGCGAUUUAUUGAAUUUCUUAAGAAAAAAUCGAACAAAUUUUUGCGUUUUAACAACUGAUGCAAGUUCAUCUGUAAACUUUAUGUUUACAAAAGGAUAUCAACAAUCUCAGGUUAUACCUAAAAAAAUUCAGUUAGAAGAAAAUGGGAUAAUAACACCUGAGGAUUUGCUUUGUUUUGCUUGGCAGAUUGCAUCAGGGAUGGAAUAUCUUUCAUGUGCUAAAUUGGUUCAUCGAGAUCUAGCUGCAAGAAAUAUUUUGGUUGGAACUGGAAAAAUAGUUAAAAUAUCUGAUUUUGGCUUGACUAGAAAAGCUAAUGACGAGUUAAACUAUAUGAGUAAAAAAAAGCGUCGUUUACCGGUCAAGUGGAUGUCUGUUGAAGCCAUAUUUGACCAGAUUUUUACAUCAUUUAGCGAUGUGUGGGCAUUUGGUAUCGUUUUAUUCGAAAUUGUUACCUUAGGAGGUACCCCUUAUCCUGCUAUAAGCAACCGUGAACUUCUUCUUCUUUUGAAAUCUGGUUAUCGAAUGGAUAAACCUGAUAACUGCUCUGAAGCAUUAUACGAUAUCAUGUUGCAGUGUUGGAAUGAGGAUCCAUUACAGCGUCCUACUUUCACAUCAUUACGUGAAUAUUUUGAUGGAGUUAUGUCUCAAGGUGAUUGUUAUCUCGAUUUUAAAAUCGACGAAAAUAUUUCACCGCUAUUUCUACCGUUUGAAAAAGAGAAUGACGAUGAUGAUAAUACGGAUGAAGACAAAAUCUUUCAAAACCCUGAAUACAUAAAAACAAUUGAGGGAAUAAAAAAGGAACGCGAUACACCUAUUUUUUCAUCAAAUGAUAGAUAUACAAGUUGUGUUUAAAAUUUGAUUUUACCAUUAUAAUCAAAGGAUCUUACCAUUUAAUGACCACUUCGCCCACACACACACACCACUUCAAAAACCACGUUUUCUAAUUAUUAAACAAUUAGAUUAUUAUUUUUUUUAAUUAAAAAAAUAUAUAUUAAAUUCAAAAAAACCUGAGAAA
Hydra vulgaris (swiftwater hydra) is the source of this 5394-nucleotide messenger RNA. RefSeq lists its product as uncharacterized. The record is from RefSeq and is a predicted model, not a curated record. Gene Ontology annotation, molecular function: transmembrane receptor protein tyrosine kinase activity; ATP binding. Gene Ontology annotation, biological process: positive regulation of kinase activity; multicellular organism development; cell surface receptor protein tyrosine kinase signaling pathway. NCBI's taxonomy places the organism in Eukaryota, Metazoa, Cnidaria, Hydrozoa, Anthoathecata, Hydridae. Gene Ontology annotation, cellular component: signaling receptor complex; plasma membrane.